Molecule: messenger RNA, 693 nt
Organism: Colletotrichum godetiae
Lineage: Eukaryota; Fungi; Ascomycota; Sordariomycetes; Glomerellales; Glomerellaceae
Exons: 2
Coding region: 1-693 (230 amino acids)
Molecular function (GO): acyltransferase activity, transferring groups other than amino-acyl groups
Source: RefSeq, a predicted model, not a curated record
AUGGCAUCGACAACAGUGCUCCGAGAUGUCUCACCCAUACAAUUAGACCACUUGAUCGAACUCGCGUGCCGCAUUUGGGUCGAUGAUCCGGCUUUCUCGAUGCUGUUCACCAAGCGUCACGAUGGCAGAAUCGAGAACGUUCGUGUGAUAUGGCGACUCAUUCUCAAGUAUGAGAUGGCGAAGGCCGGUACCGUGAUAACUGUUGCUAGAGAUAUUUCCGAGACUGGAGAGGGCGGAUAUGUUGGCCUCGGCAUUUGGCAACGGCAUGGAAUUACCGAGAAUGCAAAGUCGUGGCAGGUCAAUAGCCUAGGAAAACGAUUCAUGAUGCUGCAGGUGGUCUUGGAAUACUGGCAUCGGCUUCUAGUCGGAUCUCUGCCUGCCAGAAAAGUCAGAGAGUUAAUGGGACAGCUGAACAAAGCCCAGAGCAUGUAUCCAACCGAGCGAUGGCGUCUUUGUUGGCUUGGCGUAUCUCCAAGCACCCGAGGUCGCGGUAUUGGGAGGGGAUUGAUUCAAUGGGGCCUGGACCGUAGCGAAGAGGAAGCUGUGCCUACGGUUCUCGAGGCUAGUAACGCCGGAGCUAUUCUGUAUAGAAAGUACGGCUUCAAGGAAAUUGGAAGACAGACUUUUGACGACGGCAAGCACACACAGCCCAUCAUGCUUAGAGAGGCAGUCGGGAUGAGUUCCUCGGCCUAG